AAGAAACUCUUGGUUGUUAGUGACACGCCUAUAAAAAGCCAUGCUUACGUGGAUUACACAGAGUUUCAUCAAAACAACCGAUCAAACGAGGUGAAGGUAAACAAAUUGAAUUGAUCAAACGACGACGUUGAAGGUAAACCAAAGAUGGCAGACCCCGCCGGCGCCGGCGGCGAGCAGGAGGCGCCGUCGGUGGAGGCGGCGUUCGCGGGGCAGCCGCCGCCGCCGUGGUGGCAGCAGGUGACGGUGCGGGCGGUGGCCGUGAGCGUGGUGCUCGGCACGCUGUUCAGCUUCAUGGCGAUGCGGACCGGCCUCACCGCCGGCUUCGUGCCGUCGUUCAACAUGUCGGCGAGCCUCCUCAGCUUCUUCAUCAUCAAGUCGUGGACGCGGCUGAUGGCACGCUGCGGCGUCGCCUCCCAGCCCUUCACAAGGCAGGAGAACGUCGUGGUGCAGACAUGCGUGAUCUCCUGCGCCACAUUGUCAAUCUACGGUGGUUUCACGAGCUACCUGCUGGCGAUGAACGAGACGGUGGCCAAGGCGGCCGGCGGAGGAACGGACGGCCGGAAUGUGUACACGUUGCACACCGGGAAGAUCGUGGCCUUCCUCUUCCUCGUCACCUUCUCCAGCUUGUUCUGCACUCUGCCGCUGAGGAAUACAAUGAUCGUGGACUACAAGCUGAUAUACCCAUCUGGUUCAGCCGUUGCCGGCAUCGUCAACAGCUUCCACACACCCAAGGGAGCAACAAAAGCCAAAUUGCAGGUCAAUGCGAUGUUCAAAUCCGUGGCCGGGAGCUUCGCGUGGGCGUUCUUCCAGUGGUUCUACACGGGGGGAGACGGGUGCGGGUUCCAUGCUUUCCCGCUGUUCGGGCUCGAGGCGUACAAGGAGAAGUUCUACUUCGACUUCUCGGCGAGCCUCGUCGGCGUCGGCAUGAUCUGCCCCCACCUGAUCAACUUCUCCAUGCUCCUUGGGUCCAUCUCCUCUUCCGGGUUCAUCUGGCCCGCGUUACAGGCGAAGCAAGGGGAAUGGUACACCGAUCCUUCCCCGACCAGCUUCAAGGGAAUCAAUGGAUACAAGGUGCCCAUGGGGGUAUCCAUGGUGCUCGGGGAUUGCCUGUUCCAGCUAGGCGCCAUCACUGUCAAGGCGGUGCAGCACUACCGCAAGGGGCGGCAGGAGCAGAAGCUCGCCGUCGAUGGCGCGGCCGAUGACGGCGGCGGCGGCUGUGUCCCCGACGACGACGACGAGAACAAGUGGCACGCCACGUACGACGAGCGGCGCAGGAACCAGGUGUUCCUGAGCGACGGGAUCCCCGACCAAUUCGCCGUCGCCGGGUACGUCGCGCUGGCGGCGCUCUCGACGGCGCUGGUGCCGCGCAUCUUCCCGCAGAUCCGGUACCACCACGUCGCCGUCUGCUACGCGGUGGCGCCGCUCCUGGCGUUCUGCAACUCGUACACCUCCGGGCUGAUGGACUGGUCGCUGGCGACGGUGUACGGGAAGCUCGCCAUCUUCGUGGUCGGCGCGUCGGUCGGCGCCGCGUCGGGCGGCGUGAUCGCCGGGCUCGCCGCGUGCGGCGUCAUGAUGGUGGUCAUCGGCGACGCCGCGGAGCUGAUGCACGACUUCAAGACGGCGUACCUGACGCUCACCUCGCCGGUGUCCAUGUUCGCCAGCCAGGCGAUCGGCACGGCGCUCGGCUGCGUCGUCAACCCGGCCGUCUUCCUCGCGUUCCGGUGGCUCGCCGGCGCGGAACACCCGCCGGGCGACCCCAGGUCGGCGUACGCGGCGCCGAUGGCCGUCGCCUACCGCGGCAUCGCCGUGCUCGGCGUGGAGGGCGUCGGCACCCUGCCGAGGCACGCCAUCGCGCUGUGCGCCGCCUGCUUCGCCGCGGCGGUGUUCCUGGACACGGCGGGGGCGGCGGCGAGGGCGGCGCGGUGGAGGGUGGGGGGCUGGGUGCCGAACCCGAUGGCCAUGGCGAUCCCGUUCUUCGUCGGGCCGACGUUCGCCAUCGACAUGUGCGUCGGCAGCCUGCUGCUGAUGGCGUGGCGGAGGGCGGACAGGCAGGGCGCCGCGACGCUGGCCGUCGUGGUGGCGUCCGGGCUCAUCUGCGGAGAAGGGCUGUGGACGCUGCCGUCGGCGGUGCUCGCCAUGCUCAAGGUGCAGCCGCCCAUCUGCAUGAAGUUCCUCUCCAGAAGCCAGAUCCAGGAGGUGCGGCAGCACUUCGUGCUCGGCGCCGCGGAUAUCCAGCCCGCGGUGACGCUGACGCAUCAUCAUCAUCAAUGAUAUAAUAUACUGGAGUACUCAUCAUCAGCUUGUAAAUUGGCGGGAAUGAUCAUAUUGUUUUGAAUUGUGAGUAGGAGCACUAUGCCUGCUGAAAAGUGAGAAGUGAAAACUGCUGGUGUUGAACAAAUCAAGCACAUGAAAACGAAAACCUAAUAUGGACCAGGGACUACCUAUA
Molecule: messenger RNA, 2446 nt
Organism: Oryza sativa Japonica Group (Japanese rice)
Lineage: Eukaryota; Viridiplantae; Streptophyta; Magnoliopsida; Poales; Poaceae
Source: RefSeq, a predicted model, not a curated record